UUUCGUCAUUAAUUAUUCAAAGCAGGGCUACCCUUCUUUCCUAGAAGGGCUACACUUCCAACUUCGUAUGACUCCCCAGACGCCAACGUGGGUGGAAUAAUUAAGAUGUAGAUUGCCUAUCAGCUAAUCUCAGCGCUGUCUGAUUAAUCCUGCGAGACAGCUGAUUUCACUGUUCAUAUUGCAUUCUAAAAAAAUUUUUAAACUUUGAUUAACAUCUCACAUCGAAACCGAUUGUUUUGCGCUCAGCAGACCAUUCCAAAAUGGUUUAUUACUUUGACAUAUCAAGAAAGGAGCCGAUCGAAGAUUAUUACGAUUUGGGACGUGAACUUGGAAGAGGCGCUACCUCCGUGGUAAGGUUGUGUACUCAAAAAGGGACUACAAAUGAGUACGCCGUGAAAAUUAUGGAGAAAAAUGUGGAUACAAAGUUGAUUCAAACAGAAAUUGGAAUACUCUUGCGGUUGAAACAUCCGAACAUUAUUCAGUUGAAAGAUCUAUUUGAGACAAACCAGCAUUUGUACAUUAUCUUGGAGCUUGUUAAAGGUGGAGAGCUGUUUGAGAGAGUAGUUGAACGAGGAUGUUACACGGAGAAAGAUGCAGCAGUUGCCCUCCAAGAAUUAUGCAAUGCUAUUGCUUAUCUACAUGAAAAUGAUGUUGUACACCGUGAUUUAAAGCCUGAGAAUCUCCUCUAUGCCACGGAAAGAGAUGAUUCGGCACUUAAGUUGGCAGAUUUUGGACUAUCAAAGAUGUUGGGCAAUAACGUGAUAAUGCAGACAGUGUGUGGUACUCCUGGAUACUGUGCACCGGAGGUUUUGAUAGGAAAAAAUUAUGGCCGUGAAGUUGACAUGUGGGCUGUUGGUGUUAUUGCGUAUAUAUUACUCUGCGGAUUUGAACCAUUUUAUGAUGACCGAGGGGACCAGGCUAUGUUUCAGAGGAUAAUAAAAUGCGAGUAUGAAUUCAUCGAGCCAUGGUGGGAUGAUGUAUCUCUAAGUGCAAGGGAUUUUGUGAAUAAGCUCAUUGUUUUGGACCCCCGAAAAAGAAUGACAGCAAAGCAAGCUCUCCAACAUCCAUGGGUUCAGGGUAAAGGUGCUAAAUUGGAUCACAUGCAAAAAACACAAGAUAAACUGAGGGAGUUCAAUGCUCGAAGGAAACUCAAAGCUGGGAUGUACGGUGUGAUGUUAGUACAAGAUAUGGCAAGAGCAGGAAGGAAAACGAGCACCAACAAAGAUGAUAAAUAGGAGAUUUUUGAAAGUCUUUUCCUUCAUUGUAAAACUAGAUGUCAACGGGGGCAAUUUUAAGACUAUAAUUGUAGGACUGUUAUUGAGUGAUUUUAGCAUAGUUUCACAAAAUUUCAUGUAAAGAAAUACAUAUGCUUCUUAACUAGUUAAGUAUCUUAACUAAAACAAAUUAAAUGUACCAAUUCUUGAUCAUAUAUAACUAAUAAAUCUGUAAAUUCAGAUA
Molecule: messenger RNA, 1458 nt
Organism: Xenia sp. Carnegie-2017
Lineage: Eukaryota; Metazoa; Cnidaria; Anthozoa; Malacalcyonacea; Xeniidae
Product: calcium/calmodulin-dependent protein kinase type IV-like
Exons: 11
Coding region: 261-1235 (324 amino acids)
Biological process (GO): protein phosphorylation
Molecular function (GO): calcium/calmodulin-dependent protein kinase activity; calmodulin binding; ATP binding
Source: RefSeq, a predicted model, not a curated record